Messenger RNA from Labrus bergylta (ballan wrasse), 1599 nucleotides. The record is from RefSeq and is a predicted model, not a curated record. NCBI's taxonomy places the organism in Eukaryota, Metazoa, Chordata, Actinopteri, Labriformes, Labridae.
CUUUCACUUUGCAUAGUUAUCUAGAUUGUUCGGCUCUCGUUGAAGCUUCCCACCUGAAAAUUUCACGAAAACAAAUCGUAAACCUUUGUGUUUAAAGCAACGUUUGAUUGUCUGUAAGCGGCUAAAUGAAUCAUAUCGACGGGUUCGGCCUUCUCGAGUCACAAUUAACCAGAAAACAAACCGUAAACAACACAGCAAGCUAACUCUGAGCAACAAUGUUCAGAAAUCACAAGUUAGCCUGAGCUCACUGUCAACUCUGGACCCUGACCUCCUGCACAGGUCUCUAGCAGCCUACCUUGUUUUAGACCUCACACUAUGGAGCGGUCUGCCCUCAAACAGAGCCAGCUGUGCGGCUCUUGGGAGAUGAAGGAGAGACUUGGAACGGGAGGAUUUGGGCAUGUCUACCUGUACCAGCACCUUGAGGCGGGAGAGAAGAUUGCUGUGAAACUUUGCCGCCUGGAGCUGAACUCAAAGAAUAAAGACCGCUGGAGCAGAGAGAUCCAGAUCAUGAAGAAGCUGAAUCAUGUGAAUGUGGUCCAGGCCAGAGAGGUGCCAGAGGAGUUGAGCGCCAUUGCUUUGAAUGACUUACCUCUUUUGGCCAUGGAGUACUGCUCAAGAGGAGACCUACGCAAGAUGUUGAAUAAACCAGAAAACUGUUGUGGGCUAAAAGAAAGUGAAGUCCUCUUGCUGCUCAGUGACAUCGGAUUGGGUAUUCAGUAUUUGCAUGAGAAUAAGAUUAUUCACAGAGACUUAAAACCUGAGAACAUUGUUCUGCAGGAAGUUGGUGGGAAGCUUCUCCAUAAAAUCAUAGAUCUGGGUUAUGCAAAAGACCUAGAUCAGGGCAGUCUUUGCACAUCCUUUGUAGGAACUCUGCAGUAUCUGGCUCCAGAGUUGUUUGAGAGUAAACCCUACACCGUGAGUGUAGACUACUGGAGCUUUGGGACGGUGAUCUUUGAAUGCACAUGUGGCUUUCGCCCCUUUCUGCACCACAUGCAGCCUGUACAGUGGACAAGUAAAGUGAAGAACAAAGGUCCCAAAGACAUCAUGGCAGUCGAGGAUAUGAAUGGCGAAGUCAGAUUCUCAACACGUCUGCCUUAUCCAAACAAUAUCAGCAGGCCGCUGCUUGAACCUGUAGAGUCUCUACUUCAGAUGUUGUUACUGUGGGACCCUGCAGCCCGAGGUGGAGGGCAGGAUCCUGACACAAACAAGCCCUGCUACUACUCGGCUCUGCAGAAAAUUCUCAACAUGAAGGUGAUCCACGUGUUGGACAUGACGUCGGCACAGCUGCACUCGCUUGUUUUGGAGCCAGAGGAGAGCUUACACUCCCUGCAGCUCCGCCUAGAGACACACACGCAGACACACAUCGCGCCGCUGAGUCAGGAGCUGCUGCUGGAGACGGGAAUCUCCCUCGACCCACGAUGGCCACCCUCACACUGUCUGCCAGAGGGGUUGCAAGGCUGGGACAGCUCCAUAGUCUUCCUGUUUGAUAAGAGCCUCACUAAAUACUCCGGACCGCUGACUGCCAGACCUCUGCCAGACAGUGUCAACUUCAUAGGUGAGAAACAUGAAUGAGUACUGAGCUUUAAUAUGAUAGCACAG